This is a messenger RNA of Phasianus colchicus (ring-necked pheasant), 1516 nucleotides long. RefSeq names its product dual specificity phosphatase 23 (gene DUSP23). The record is from RefSeq and is a predicted model, not a curated record. Lineage: Eukaryota; Metazoa; Chordata; Aves; Galliformes; Phasianidae. Gene Ontology annotation, biological process: protein dephosphorylation.
CCCCCCUUGACCCCUCCAUGGGGUCCCCCCGUUGUCCCAUCUGUGGGGUUCCUCCUUGUCCUCCUUCACGGAGUCCCCCCUUGUCCCCACUUUGGGGUCCCUCUUUGUCCCCAUCUGUGGGGUCCCCCACUGUCCUCCUCCAUGGGGUCUCCCCUUUUCCACCACCUUGGGAUUCCCCCCCUUGUCCCCUCCAUGGGGUCCUCCCUUGUCCCCCACUUUGGAGUCCCUCUUUCUCCCCCAUCCAUGGAGACCCCCCCUUGUCCCUCUCCUUGGGGCUGGGGAGGGGACAAAGCAAGGACAAAGGAGGAGUCCCGGUCUCCCGGUACCUCCAAGGGGUGCAGCCCCGCGCCCCGACACCCCCCGGGGAGGUGGAAUGGAGGGAGGGGGGGGGGUUCGUCCCCGGUGCAACCCCGGAGCCCCACGGCCUCCGCCUCCCGAUUCCGGCACUGCGAUCGAUUCCGCCGUUCCCUGCAGCCCCGCUCCGCCCCCCCGCGGCCUUCCCCGGACCCUGCAGGUGAUGGUGGAACCCCCCAAUUUCUCAUGGGUGGCAGAGGGGAGGCUGGCAGGGCUGGGAAUGCCACGAGAGCCGGGUCAUUACCGUUUCCUGCUGGGCCGGGGCGUGAGGCAUCUGGUGUCACUGUCUGAAAGGGCCCCCCCACAUCACGGCUGCUGCCCCGCACUGCAGCUCCACCGAUUCCGUGUGCCUGACUUCACCCCACCAACACCCGGACAGAUCCAGAGCUUCCUGCAGCUGGUGGAGGAAGCCAACGGCCGUGGGGAGGCAGUGGCUGUGCACUGCAUGCUGGGGUACGGCCGGACGGGCACCAUGCUGGCCUGCUACCUGGUGAAGACACAGAAAAUGAGCGGCAGCGACGCCAUCCGUGAGAUCCGCAGGCUGCGGCCAGGCUCCAUCGAGACACGGGAGCAGGAGCAAGCUGUCAUGGAGUUCCACCAGCGCUUCGGUGCUGGAGAGGACAGCAGGGAGGUGUGACUGUGAGCAACUACAAGCAGUGCGUGCUAGAUGGAGGUGAGAUGUUCCCUGUGAAGCUUUGCCCAUCAUGGUUGUGCCAGUGUUUGUCUUGUUGCCAUUAAAGGACUUCCUUCUGCUCCUCUCCACUUCUGUCUGGGGAACCAAAUGGCCACCAGAGAUCCCCACCUCCACCAUGUCCCACCAUUGCUCCACGUUGACCCGCUGCCAUCCCCCAAGCCACGCUCCUCAGCCUUCAUCCCAAGCAUCACCGCUUGGAACCCAACAUUGGCACCCCAAAAUUGGGGAUCCCGUGUCACAAGGCUCUGAGACUCAGCCUGCCAUCCCCAGAGCUGGUCAACAGCCAACGCAGUGACGCAACACGGAGGGUAACAGCAGCGUCAGCUCCCCAGGGCCGUCCCGGGACGUGGAUGCUUAAACGGAAGCUUAGACGGAAUUUAGGCAUCUCCGUUCCAAAAGUCCAAUCCUGAAAAUCUCUUCUCAGCUGUUCCUAACCUUGGUGGCAUUUAAAUCCUAAGUGCAAGAAGC